Messenger RNA from Colletotrichum navitas, 2195 nucleotides. Its product is annotated as amino acid permease. Gene Ontology annotation, cellular component: membrane. Lineage: Eukaryota; Fungi; Ascomycota; Sordariomycetes; Glomerellales; Glomerellaceae. Gene Ontology annotation, biological process: amino acid transport; transmembrane transport. Gene Ontology annotation, molecular function: transmembrane transporter activity. Bases 376 to 1974 code for a protein of 532 amino acids. The transcript has a single exon. The record is from RefSeq and is a predicted model, not a curated record.
CGAGAAUACGCACUUAGUAAGGGGCCAGCUGCAGUGCCGGAUAAGUGUCUGGAAUUUCAGUGGUCAGCCAGUCCGCCCCUGACAUACCUAGUGGCAACCCCCGAUUACCUGCGACAAUGGCCUCACCACUGGGCCAUUAUCGACCUCAGGGCCGUCGGCAAUCGGACUUUAUCAAGUUAGCGGCUCCAACAGCGACGUGAAUACAGGGUUGCUGGCGGGAGUGGGUGCCUACAUCGUCUUCCGUUAAGAUGUUAUAACCACACGUCGCAUUUCAUUGUGUAUCUACGCAAGUCCUUCGCGGCUCUCCCUUUUUUAAUUUCUCCUUGAGCCGCAGGCCAAUCUCAACAACCUGACGAUCGGCGGACACCAAGUAUUAUGGAUUCUGACAGCAAAUCACGCGGCCACAGCAGCGCGGCGGUCGCCGACGUCAACAACACACUCCCGGUUGACCAGCACAAUGUCGCGAUCAACGCAUCAGGUCAUGUACAAGCGCUCGAGCGGAAUUUCAGUCUCCUCUCCCUGGCUGGCGUCGGCCUCGUCGUUGGCAACGUUUGGCCGGCGGUGGGCGGCUCCAUCCUCGUCGCCAUCUUCAACGGCGGGCCCCCGGGUGUGCUCUACGAGUUCGUCGCUGUGUCCGUCUGCUACUGGACCGUCGCCGCCAGCAUUGCGGAGCUAGCGAGCGCCAUUCCUUCGUCCGCGGGCGUGUACCAUUUUGCGUCCGUCACGCCUGGUCGCCGAUGGGGACGCGUGAUUGGUUUCUUCGCCGGAUGGUGGAAUUAUCUGGCUUGGAUCCUCGGCGCAGCCAGCAUGGCAUCGAUUUUUGGUAACACAGCCGUGCAGAUGUACGCGCUCAAUCACGCGGGGUUUGAGGCGAAGCCCUGGCACGUCUUCAUCGUCUACAUCAUCGCCACGUGGCUCGCCUGCGCCAUGGUGUGUCUGGCCAACGGCGCUAUGCCUCGGAUCAAUGAUAUUGGAGUCUUUGCGAUCUUGGCCGGCUUUCUUAUCACCGUCAUCGUUGUCGCUGUCAUGCCUGGCCACGACGGACGGCCGCCUCAUGCCUCCUCCUCCUUUGUCUGGACCGAAUGGACCGCCGACAUCGGAUACCCCAACGGGUUCGUCUUCGUUGCCGGCAUGCUUAACGGAGCUUUCAGCGUCGGUGCUGUUGAUGCGACAACUCACUUGGCAGAGGAGAUCCCGAACCCUCAGCGCAACGUUCCCAUCGCCCUGGGGUUGCAAAUGAGCAUCGGGUUCAUCACCGGCUUUUGCUAUCUGGUCGCUGUCAUGUACGCCAUCAACGACUAUGACGCCCUCUUCGAGUCUCCGUAUCCCAUUGCCGAAAUUUACCGCCAGGCCACCGGAUCUGCUGCCGGCGCGACUGGUCUGCUCGCCUUGGUACUCAUCUGCAUUGGUUUGACACUGAUGGGACUGUACAUCACUUGUGGCCGUACACUUUGGGCGCUCGCUCGUGACGGGGCGAGCCCUAGACCCAGCGUUCUUGGGAGAGUGAAUUCCAGACUGGGAAUGCCAGUGUGGUCUACCAUUUUUUCAGCUGUGCUAGUAACAAUCCUAGGGGCAAUUUAUGUUGGCAGCACUACUGCUUUCAACGCCUUUGUUGGAAGUUUCAUCCUUCUUUCCAGCAGCUCCUAUCUUGCUGCUAUUUUGCCCAACCUCCUAGCAGGAAGGACUCGGGUCGCUUACGGGCCAUUUCGUAUGCGUGGAUGGACUGGCUUUGCCGUCAAUGGCUUUGCCUGUGCAUACAUGUUGGUUUGGUUUGUCAUCUACUCUUUCCCUUUCGCGCUCCCUACAAAUUCCCAGUCCAUGAACUAUGCAUGUCUGAUCUGGGGAGGUUUCACGACCUUGGUUGCCUUGUGGUGGCUGAUGGGGGCCAGAAAGGGGUACGAAGGCCCAACGACAACGGGGGGCAUCGUGACAGAAACGGAAGUCGGCGCAGGAUCUCACCAUCUUGCAAAAUGAUGUACAUAUCUGUAUGGUUUCCCAAUAUCAUCACUACCGGUUAUCCGCUUCAAAAUAUUAACGCAAUCAAUCAAUUUUGGCACAAUGACUUCAGAGUGCUGCCAUCUGUUAUGCCGAUCAGGUCUUACAUAGUCUUGCUUAUCCACCAGUCUCUUUUUCUUAAACUGGGAACCGUGUUGAUCUUUUUUGUCUUGUUUUUGAUGCUUAAUUGAACCAAAGCU